CAAACAGACAGUGAACAAAAAAGAAAGCAAAGAUAAGAGUUUUUUUUUCUAGCCAACAUAUUUUUCCGGUUAUGCUAAAUAUGCGACCAUAUGUGCCCUCAAAUCGUAUCGCCAUACGCGAUUCCAUUGAUGAAGACAUAAGCGACGAUGUAGAUGAUGAGGUAUUCAUUAAGGAUUCAAAAUCAUCAAAGAUGAGCGAGGAGAAGGGCUUAAAACGUCCUUUAAUGGCACCCAGACGUAAAAAUGGCAAAUCUCAAAAUUCGGUGCCCAUAAUGAAAAAACAUCGCCGCUGCUGUUGGCGUUGCUGUGAACCCUUCUGCUAUGGCUUGGCUGCUUUGACCAUUAUUAUAGCCUUGAUUAGCUUGAUAGCUUUAAUACUAACCAUGGUUCCUGUUUCCAUGCAAAAAAUCAAAUUAUGGCUGCACCAUCCACAAAUUUCACCCUCUUUACCACUGGCUUUAAGCGAUGAUGGCCAGAAAUCUUAUGGCGACAGUAUGGGCAGUGAAUUUGUGCCUUGUACCCAGAUCAGUGUACAAAAGUUGUGGUCACGCACCUUUCCCCGCAUGAAUAGUGAGAGUCCGGUGCGUAAAGCUGAUUUGAAUGGUGAUGAUGUAUCGGAUAUAAUAUUUGGUUUUGGUGUCGAUGACAAUAUCCAGUAUGAGGGCUAUCCUUUGCCGAAAUGCAAGAGUCCCAUACAAGGGGAUGAGGUGCCCUGUGAGGGUGGUGUUAUAGCGGUGAAUGGUGUUAGCGGGGAUUUGUUGUGGCAAACUUGGAGUGUGGCGAAUGUGUUUUCGUUGUUGUGUACGGUGGAUAUAAAUCUGGAUGGUUAUCCGGAUUGUGUGGCGGCCGGAAGAUUGGGGAUGAUUUUCGCCAUAAAUGGUCGCAAUGGCAACAAUAUUUGGGAAUUCCGUGAGGUAGAAGUAGAGACCAACUCUCCCAUAGUCAUGGAUCUCUACACCAUUAACAUAGUGCGAGAUUUAGAUGGUGAUGAAAUCUCCGAAAUUUUAGCGGUACAUCUUGAAGAACGUGAAGAAUCCAAGGCGGGCCAUAUUAAAGUGAUAUCGGGUAAAACGGGUAAAGUUAUACGCACCAUACCGACACCCUUUAAAGAGGAGGUAUUUGUGCCAGUACAAAUUAUCACCAAAGAAGAUGGCACUGAACUAUUGCUGAUCAUCACGGGUGGCCAGAGUACAGCGGGUGGUGUUUACUCUAUACGUUUGUUGUCACUGAUGAAAUUUACCAGCGAAAAAGAGUUUACUCCCUUGUACCAGCACAAACGAUCGGGUUUAAUGGUGCCCUCGGUCUUGACCGAUAUUACCGGAGAUCAUGUGGCCGAUAUAGUGGUGUCUUCCUUUAAUUCCACUGUUAUGGCUUUUGAUGGCCGCAACUUUUCCAUGUUGUGGAAUUUUACAUUUCCCUCGAGUGAAAGUGUUAGUGCCAUAGUGCCGGGUCAUUUUAAUCAUGAUAAUGUUACGGAUUUUAUGGUAAAAUAUAAUACUGGACCUGGUUUUCCGGUGUAUUAUUAUUCGCAAACUACCAUACUGGAUGGUAGGAAUGGAAAACCUUUGCUGGAUGCUAUGAUGACAGAUUCGGGAGGUUCAAAUAGUUUAUUGGGUGGUGUUUCCAUAUCUCAGACCUUUGGUGGUGAUUUCUUUUUACACUGGCAAAUGCAGUGCAGAGAUAAAUAUGAGGCCAAGGAUGCUUAUGAAUUUAUACCAGACAGUGACAUAAUCUUGCAGGCCCGAGCCGAUACUUGCCGCUUAAGAUACAACACCUCCAGUGUGGUCAAACUAUAUGCCAUAGCUCGCCAUAUUGAGCCACCAGGCGCGGUAUUGUUUAGCACUGAUGAUUUGGAAGUGCAUUUAAAUCGCACCCAACAUGUUAAUCUCGUCACCGCUCACAAAACUCCCAAGUCUCCACUAAAACAUCCCAAAUUAUUGAAGAAACUUUUGGCCAACAAAGAACUAUUGGAAAAAGUUGUGGCCGCCGAAAAACUAGAGAGUUUAGAAAAGUCUAAGAAUCAAUUUAGACAGGAGACGGCACGCAAUCGCCUAUUGCCACCGGAAUUGAUACAAGAGGCUUUGGAGAAAAAUGAACCUCCGGUGGUGGAUACUUAUGAGGCUCUGAAGCAACUAAAUUCGCCCUAUUAUGGGAAUGUAGGUUAUGGCGGAAAUUCACCAGGUUUGAGGGAAUUUCAAAAGGACUACGAUGUCGUCGAACCCCAAAGAGUUCCCGAGGACUAUGAGAACGCCUAUCCGGACAGUGAGGUGCCCCAGAUAGUGCCCGCCAACGAACAUCCCAUACGUUUGCGUACAAAAUAUCCCGGCAAUCGGGAUAUACGCAGUGAUGUACCCACCUUUGAUGAAGAUUCCAAUUCCACCGCAAGUCUACCCACUGGCGGAGUGCCACAAAACAAUCUCGACAAAGAUGAGCCGCUGAGUUUAUGGGAUUUGGAGAGGGAGAAAGAAGAAAGAGACGCCAUGAAAAAACAGCAGCAACAGCAACAAAAUUACGAAAUCCAGGAGCAACAGCUGCAACAAAAUGCACAAAUCGAAGAUUUAUUGGGAGGGGUAGCGCCCGAAAAACGUAAGAAGAGAGAGGAAAGCAUGACAUCAACUGAAAAUGAUGACUGGUUCCUGGCUUCGAUAUCAUCGACUGGAGUUUUAAUGAAAUCUUUAAAUAACACCAGAUCCAGCAUAGAUUUUGCAUUUGUUUUGAAUAUAAGAGAAUCAGAGGCCUAUCCACCAUUAUUUAAGCCUCAGGAUUUAAAUUGUGUGGAGGAGAAAAUCAGCGCCUAUAAAAGCUACACUAUGGAUAACCAAAGAGCUUUGCGCAAACAAUUCCUUAAACAAUGCCUUAAUGAGCGUUUGGUCAACAUUAAUCCCGACUUGCCCAAAUAUGAGUCACAAUUGGUGGUCACACGCUUAAGCAUUACCUGCACUUGUCGUUCACUACAAGCCGGCGAGGUAUGCUCUGAAUUGGAUGAUAUCAAGCAACAAAAAUGGACUGAAUUCAUGGGUAAUGAUGGCAAUGGUUUUUAUAGAAAUUGAAAAAACAAUUCUAUAGAGUGGUGGUAAAAAUAAAAAUUUUAUAUAAACGAAAGGUUGAAUAAUGUUAAUUAUUUGGAAAAUGCACUUUAUGGGGUAGUCAAAACAAAACAAAAAAUACAAAGAAUUCCUUAAUUAGGUUGAAAAGCACAGUUUUUCAUUGAUUAGU
Messenger RNA from Calliphora vicina (urban bluebottle blowfly), 3216 nucleotides. RefSeq lists its product as uncharacterized. Gene Ontology annotation, molecular function: protein binding. The record is from RefSeq and is a predicted model, not a curated record. Lineage: Eukaryota; Metazoa; Arthropoda; Insecta; Diptera; Calliphoridae. The transcript is spliced from 7 exons. Bases 72 to 3050 code for a protein of 992 amino acids.